GCGCGUCCCUGCUUCCCCACCCACACCAAGAGGUUGGCCACUGGGGACCGACAGACAUACAGACAGUCGGACGUGCUGGCCAAGCUGCCGGGUGGAGUGCGGGAGGGGGUGGAGCCGCCGGGGAGGGGCGGUCCGCAGAGCGGAGCUCAGCCUCCCGCUCCCUUCAGUGCUUGGGUCUCUGGGGGUGACACCAAAAGCUUUCGCUCAGUGUCCUGUGCCUGGCGGCGGGUGUCGAUCGUGGAGGCGGAGGGUAGCCGGGCAGGUGAAGGGCGCCGCCUGAAGCAAAAGGAGAGACGAGCUGGGAGCUGGGCUGCGGGAGGCGCUGCCGCCACUCUGCCCGCGCUGCCCCUCAACCUGCGGCGGGAGGAGCAGGGAGCAGCCGGCCCUUUGCGCUGGUCUAGCAGAGCACAGCGGGCAGCGCGGACCCCCGGGAUGCUGCCGACGUUGCUGCAGCCGCCGGCAGCGUAACAGAGUCGAGCCUGCUGCUGGGAGAGGCUGAACAAAGCUGGGUCUCAAUCGCGCUUCCUGCUUGUCAGCCUCUUGCCUCCCAAACGCUUACUGUUUCCAUUUGAUGUCAUCACGCAGAAAGGGGUGAAAGGGACGCGUGACAGAUUCAGAAAUUAGCACACGUGUGAAUACUGGAUGCCCUGUGAGCUUGCUGAUUCCCUGUUGACCUUGAGAAGAGGGAUCCAGAGUGGCGACAUUUGAGAACCAGCUUUUCCACCUUCCUGUUGGCCCUGUCCUUUGGCUCUUGGUCCACGAUGGAGACACUCUCCCAGGAUUCCCUGCUGGAAUGUCAGAUCUGUUUUAAUUAUUACAGCCCCCGACGAAGGCCCAAGUUGCUGGAUUGCAAGCACACCUGCUGCUCAGUGUGCCUCCAGCAGAUGAGGACCAGCCAGAAAGACGUAAGGUGCCCUUGGUGCCGUGGCAUCACCAAGUUGCCCCCGGGCUUCUCUGUAUCACAGCUGCCCGAUGACCCCGAGGUCUUGGCAGUCAUCGCCAUACCACACACUUCUGAGCACACCCCAGUCUUCAUCAAACUUCCAAGCAAUGGGUGCUACAUGCUGCCCCUGCCCAUCUCUAAGGAGCGCACACUCCUGCCAGGAGACAUGGGCUGCCGCCUGCUGCCCGGGAGCCAGCAGAAGUCUCUCACCGUGGUGACCAUCCCUGCAGAACAGCAGCCCCUGCAGGGUGUAGCUCCCCAGGAGGCUGUGGAGGAGGAGGAGCCCGACAGACGGGGUGUGGUGAAGAGUUCCACAUGGUCUGGUGUGUGCACUGUCAUCCUGGUGGCCUGUGUUUUGGUCUUCCUCCUGGGCAUUGUGCUACACAACAUGUCCUGCAUCUCUAAGCGCUUCACUGUGAUAUCCUGUGGUUGAAGCCUUUCACAGGGAUGCCUCUUGCAGGUGCCAACUUAGGGGGUGAGCAGGUGUUGGUGAUGGGAUCCCUGUGAUGAGAUGGGGGUGACACUGAGCAUUUGGUGCAAGCGCUGGCCUGUAAUUGGCCACUUGAUUCACUUAAAGACACAGGCAGAGGGUGAGGUCUCAGCAAGAUCCCAGGAGAACAGUUUGGAGAUGGUGACAACUAUGAAGAUGUUUGCAUGCUUCCUCAUAAUUGUUUAUCCAAUGGGUUGUAAUUUAUGAUUUUCCAAAAUCAUGGUCCCAAGUUAGACUUUUCUACCUAGACAUGAAACUGUACAUGUGGGUGCAAUAGCUCUCUAAAUAUGGUAGAUGGUAGGUUAAAACAAAUGCUGUGUACGCAAGUAGAAUUAAACCUCAAAUCCAUGUUUAAAAAACAAAAACAGUGAAGACCUAGAGCUGGCUCCUGUGUGUGCAUGUGUGUGUGUGUGCUCACACAUGCGUGGGCACAUGUGUGUGUGUGUGUGUGUGUGUGUGUGUGUGUAUGUGUGUGUGUGUGACUAAACCCUGGUCUUCAUAAACUUUUUUAUAUGUUUUGAAUGGCACCCAAAUCAAAAUAAUCAAAACAGACCUUUUGGGUGUUUGAAGAAAAUAUUUGCACACAUGUCUCCAAGGUGUUGUGCUUUGUCAAGUUCCUUCAUUUCUCUUCAUCUGUGAUUUAAGCUUGUUAAGCUGGAAACCCAAGAGGCGAGUGAUGGACAAGGAAAUAUGGGCAAUGCCUAAUUCCCCAAGAAACCUAUAUGCCAAUCUUUCUCAAGCCAUCUCACAAGAUAAGGAUUUAAAAUGUAAAUAUUGUGAAUUUCUGUGUGUAUUUUGUGUGUGUAAUUUGAUUUAUCUCAGGUUUUUGAGUUUUUCCUGAAGAAUCCUGGGAGUAAGACUUUGUGGGCUUGCAUAAGCCAAGUACCUAAAACACCUGCCUACUGGCAGGUGCCUGGAUCUUUCCCCUUCUGGAAUCCCCACACAUCACCUCCAACAUCCACUUGCACUUUGCUGUGUGUGUGUGUGUUUAAAGGCUUGGACAGAGCGUCAGAAGAACUCAUCAUUUUCCCUCAGUUUAGAGGGCUUUGUGUGAAAGUCACAAAUGUUGCUAAUCAAUGGCACACCUAGAUGGGCAUUGUAAUAGACAGUCUUUGAUGAUUUUUUCUUUGAAAGAUUUUCCUGUAAUAGUUAACCUGCUUAGAAUUCAAUUUCAUCUUGUUGGAACCAGCAAGAAAAUGUUUUGUAUUUCAAAUGUUUCUACUGCCAAAAGUAGUAUGGUGAACAAAAAUUCAUGUUCUCAAUGUAAGUGAACCAGUUUCUCAUGAGUGCUCAACUAUUUUUAAAUGUGAAUUAAUGAAGAAAGAUCUGUUAAAAGGAGCAAUCCCUGAUCUGGUUGUGUGUGCAUUUGGAAAGAGUUGGGAACACUAUAGUCCUCUUUGAACUCUGUUUGUGAAACGAAUGAUGUUUGUCAAGGACUCCACUCAGCUGUGUUCCUCUCUGCUGUUCUAUUGAGUCCCUGAAAUGGUGUGAAGGGUGGGAAAGGCAAAGGAAAGGAAACAGUGGCAUAGGCUCUAAGCAAGGUCAGAAGCAGCCCUGGAACAUGGAGGCAUGAUUGGCAUGCUAGCCUUCAUCUUUAAGCUGCACAACAAACGUGUGCUAAAGUGAUGACUUUGCAGUGAAAUAAAACAAAGGAAUAACAUCUAGAGUACAAUGCUAACAAUUGGCAUGAAAAUUCAACAUCAAAUUAUGAGCUCUGGUUUUAAAAAUCUUUCAAAUUUGUAAGACCUUUAGAAAAAAAAUGUAUCCGAGGGCUCACACUAGAAAUUAGGUUAAAAUACCAUUUUAUCAUGUAAGCUAUUGGGCAUUGUACAACGAAUAAUCUAGGAUUUAUUUGGUAUUAAUAAUUUAGGUAUCAUUAGCUGAAUACUAUCCUUUAUUAUGUAACAUAAUAUACUGUUGGGUUAGCGUCAAUUUCUCAAACUCUCAGGCUGCUCUAAUGCAUGUCUGACCCACUUUCUAUUUAUCUUGGAGGAGAAAACACACAUAGAAAAAAUGUUGCAUAAAUAAUGUUAUAUUUCCAAUGGAUGUUACUCUUGCAAUUUUAAGCCAGGCCAUAUUUAAAUUCAUUUGUGAGAGAUACCAGUAUACCUUUCUGUACAGUAGAAAAUGAUUGAUCCUAUAGUACAGUGUGUGAAAAUGUUCUAGUUGUUUAGGAGGUUAUUUAUAGAUACUAACAUGUGUGUUGAUAUGGUGUCCUGUGGUUUUUAUUGCAAAGCUGUAUAGUAAAAUUAUCCACAGAACUCUUAAAAAGUCCAUGUUAGAGCUGUAAUUAAGCAAAAUCGAUCUGCUCCCUGGUAGACUCUUGACCUUACAACCUGACAGUAACAACCCAAGUCAAAGCUUUUUUAUGUAUACUUGAUCUAAGAGACAUUAUUUAAAACUGUUGAAGUGGAUUCUGCCUAUGGUUUGCAUAUGUGCUUUUUAGGGUGUGUGUGUGUGUGUGUGUGUGUGUGUGUGUGUGUGUGUGUUAGAGGAGGGGGCGAGGAGGCCUGCCAACUUCUAUAUACUUGAUGUUUCAGUUUCUUCUGGAAUUUACUCACAACACUAAUAAUGUAUCUAUCCCAUGUGGGACAAGCAGUCAGGACUUAAAGCCACAUGCUAGUGGCAGGGACAGCAGUUAUAGCUGAAAAGAGGCCCUAGUAGCUUCAUCUUGCAGAUGAGCUCAUUGGGGUAUUGCAAUAGUGUGCAAGUUGUAAUUCUAUAGUGAGAAGACAAGACCUGUACCCUGCUGUGCCAUGUUAUUCCUCCCUAGACAGAUCACCUUCUCUGUCGGGCUAGGAUCCUUUACAGGGUCUGGGAAUGACCUUUGCUAUGUCAGCUAUUGCUUUAAGGGUUGUUUCAGAGAUUAAUUUCUUUUUAGAUAGCUUCCUUUUGGGGAAGGAAGGGGGGGAUUGGUUUAGGGAUGAAUAUAGAUAUUGAAAGAAAACUUUCAAAAUAUGUGAUUCAAAUAUUUAGAAGUGUAAAACAUCAGCCAGGAUCCUGCCCCCCAUAUGUCAAGGAUGAUGAGUGUUGUGUAAAUAGUAACCUAUAAGAAGCAUGAACUUUCUCUUUAUUAAUGAUCUUGACAUAAGCAAGAGAAUGCUUACUGUGUUAAGUAGAGCCAAGUAUGGCACUUCAUACGUCGUCUUUAGAAAAAUUUUGUAUAAUGAAUGACCUGGGACAUAAAUUGUGAUGACAAAGGCAAAUUAGUUCUGAAUUUCAGUCACACCUUAUUACAGGAAGGUCUGAGGCUUUUUUCUUUCUUUCGUUCUUUCUUUCUUUCUUUCUUUCUUUCUUUUUUUUUUUAAGAAAUAGAAUUAAAUUUCACCCUCUGCAUUAUUCACAGAGUGGGUCCUUGGAGUUUCAGCAGUAUAUUAGUUCAGCUCUUCGAAUUUUCUAGGUCAGUCCUGUUUGAUAGAACUUUUGGGGUUGAUGUUAACUGUUCUGUAAUUGUUCAGUGUUGUUUAGUAGAGUGGCCACUAGCCACAUGGCUGUGAAGCAAGUCCAUGGGGAUGACUGAAGAAGUGACUUUUAAAUGUUAUUUAAUUUUAAGUAAUUUAAAGUUAAAUAAUCCCAUAUGGCUUGUGAAUACAUUGGCCAUAAUGACAUCGGGAAGUUGACUAGUAAUAGUUUGCCAAAAGAAAUUCCUUUCUAACUUAAAGAAGCUUAUGGGCUCCAAAGGGGAUAGGUGGUAAUAAAAUAUCAUCCAUUGCCCUUUGGGGUUAUUGCUUAGAUACUUUGGACCAAGGAAUGAGCAGUGAGGCUUAACUUUAUUAAAGAGAACUUUAUUAGCUGCAUGUGAAUCUAUUGUCCAAAGCUCAUAGAUAGACAGUAGCUGUAAAAAUUUUGACUUGCAAGCCAUGCAUGACCUGUGCUGUGAAACUGUGUGUAGGGUCUUGUGGCCAAAAAAGAGUCAAUAUUUCAGAAAAUCAAAUAAAUAAGAGUCUGAUGAAAUCCCCGUUCACUUCUGAUCUCUUUCCUGACUGCAUCACUCACUGCAUCAGUGGGUGUGAAAUCCACGACCAAGCAUGCAUUGCGGUAUUAACAGUGUUUUUAUUUGCCCUUGAAGUCAGCCAGUUUGUCAUGUAUUUGGUGUGGGCAUAUGUGGGCACCAGGCUGGAAUGAGGCACUACUUUUAGAGUGAGAUGACAUUGUUGAGUGUCUCUCUUUUUAAAUUUAGUUAUCUUUAAAAGGUUUGAAAGUUUGCACAAAGGCACUUUUUACAUUUUUCAUAGUUAAGAAAAGCAAAACAUUCCUCAGUGGGCUUUAGAAACUGAAAGGAUAUUAUGGCUGUUCUGUAGAGUAAGCAAAGUGGAGUGGAGAGUCCAGCUCAAGAGACAUUCCGAAUAAAACUCAGACUAUAGCCAAUGGUCUGGCACCCUUCCCUGCUUAGAUUUUGAUUUAAAGUUCUCCUGUCCCUUCCUUUGAAAACCUGUGCUGGGUCAGAAUUCCCUAGCCUUCUUCUUCAUUGCUCUCUGCCCAAGUACAAUGGAAACCAACUCUGUUUGCUUUGAUGGAACAGAAUUUGGUUGAGUUUCCAAUUCUGCAGCCGUUCAAUAGAGAGUACUUUUCUUUGAGGCUGGUCUUCAACUUGCUGGCCAAUUGGUGUUUUCUUAAGACUUAUGUAAGUUAGGAAGCUGACAGUGAUUCAUAUGCUAUGGGUGAUACACCCAGACAACAACAAAACUCCUUUCUCCUUAGAAGAAUGAUGUUAUGGACCAGGUAACUUUCUGGAACCACACCAGAAGUUGUCCAAUUCAUACCUGGACCUAGAUGGAGAAAUUGCUUCUUGACAUUUCUACCAUAAUCAGUAAAAUAUCAUCUGAAAAGUUAUUCUCAAACAGACAGAAAUUCCAGGCAAGAGUGGGAUCUUCAAGAGAAUUUACUCAUGGUGUCUAUUUGAAAGAAAUAGUUGCUGGAUCUUUCUCAACCUGAAACUCUUGAAAAAUAAGUGGAAAUUCAAGCCAUUUUUUUCUGAUACAAUUGACUUAGCACACACACACACACACACACACACACACACACACACUUCAGCUGUAAUUGGAGUUAACAUAAAGUAGAAAAGAUCAGCAUGAUUUUCUCAUCCAUGGAUCACAAAAUGCUGAAUUUAUAUAUUAAUUUUUAAACAGCUGCUAUGAGCUCCAUAUACCAUGUCAAACCAUCAGCUCUAUAUACCAUGUCAAACCAACUACUUUGGGGAAUGUCUUAAACUCUUAAGACUUCUCCACUUAUAAAGAGGUGGGUACUCUACCACUGAUCACUGACACAUUGAGCAAACAGAGCAUUUGAUUUCUGAAUUCUAAAUAGCCUUCCUCUCUUUCUUUCCUUCCUGCUCUGUCUCUCCCUUUCUCCCUUUCUCCCUUUCUCCCCCCCUUCUCUCCCUCCUCUCUCUCUCUCUCUCUCUCUUUCUUUCUUUCCUCUUUUGGUUCCUGUUAUAGUUCAAGAUUGUAAACCACUAUCUCUGAGAUAUUCCAUUCUGAAUCAGUUUCUCUAAGCACUUCCCUUGUCUUGCUUGCUCUGGCCAAUCGUCUUUUGAUUUUUCCCUAUUCACUGCCUGGGUAUCCCCACAUAUGCAUCUCACACUGUAGUGGUGCUUGAAAAUGCUUAUCCCAUAUAUCUGGAGUUUAAUCUAAGAAAGGGUUUUAAAAUAUACUAUACUAAAUAUAAAAGGCCCUAUAGUGGGCCUUUCUCUUUGUUUCUUACAGACUUACAUCCUGGAUCUUUCCCUGUUGUCCCAGAUCACUGUUAUGAAUGCCUUCCUAGAUGGAGAGCUGUAGCCCUCCAUUACAGGAGACUAGACAGUCUCCUGUAAUCUCCCUGCCCAAUGACUUACUGUGUUAUUCUAACAGGAGCUUCUCAAAGGGACUAGGAACUCUUUAACUUAGCAUUUGCUUCUUGAGAACACAGUAGUAAGUGGUUGGAUAUACUGGUGGCAAGGAAAUGUGAAGUAGAAAGAAAAGAGAAACAGAUGUGACAGAUGUCCUUCAGGGAACAACUUGAUACCUAUGUUAUCUCCAUUUGAACAAUAAGAGAAGGCAGUGGCUGUUGUUGUAUACUGUGUUGGCUAGGUGGACUUAGACAAUCCAUUGUCAAGGAGCCCACCUGAAUGAAUGGUAGACACAAAGCCCUGAGCUCUGAAUAGAUAGGCAGAUAUGCCCAGAGAAGAAAUGAAAGUGUAAUGGGAUUAUGGUUUCAAAAAAAAAAAAGACUUGCCUCUAUAUGUCAGCUCUGGUAGAAGUCAAUUGAAGACAAUGAUAUGUGACCUAGGAUGCCUUCAUCAGUCCCAACCAUUCCAUCAGGGAUCACCUGAUUCACAAAACUGCUUAAGUUGAAGACACAAAUAGAAGGUGCUUGGCUGAUGAGGAGAUUUCCAAGGAGUUCUCGUCUUUCCUGUUAUCCUUUCAGAUGCUCUUGGGUUAUCAGGGCUGUAGAAAAUUCCAGAGCCUGCUUAUAGAGUUGGCCAUGGAGUGCAUAUAAGUGAACCCUAGUUCUCUCUUUGCUGUGGGAAAGCCCUAGUUCAAUCAGUGUGCUGUGACGUGGGUACUACUGUUGGAAAACAAUAGUUCAAUAAUGGUAUGCUUAUGUUCUGGCUGCUGCCAUUAUUAUAUCUAUAGAUUUUACCACUUGUAUAGAUGGCCUCACUUGAUGGUUAUAGCUGUGGAAAUUGCCAGCAGCCUAGGGAAGUUGGCCACAAACUCCCAACAGAGGACAUAUGUAACCACCGCCAUGUUCCUUCCCAUUCUUAAAGCCCCACAUGUGGGCUUUCUGGUCUUGUGUAACACACUGCAAUCAAAUGGUGAGAUUAGUGCUGUUCUGAGGCUGAUAAUUCUAGUUACCGACUUGUUUCAUUUAUAAUAAUGGAGACUAUUUAUUUGGGGGAGCUUUUCUUUGAAAGGGCCAAAUUGCCCUACAGAUAAAUGAGCUACCAGGCAGUGUAGAAAUUCUUGUCCAAAUGUUGCCAAAUACUGACUUCAUAGGGGAUAUCAAGCUGCUGUUUAUUAAUCUGAAUGUCUUAAAAGCCUUCCUGCUUGCUCUCUCUGUUAUAGAUGGUGUCUUAGCCAGUCCCAAGUUUUUCCAAUGAACCUGAUUUUAAUACAUGGUAUUUUUGUAUGCCAAACUGGUGUCUUGUCCUUUGUAUAUGUGGUAAUGUUCAUUUUACGACUACUGUUAAAACACAUUUGCUAUGAUUAAAAUUCAAAAUGAUUUCAAGUAGA
Messenger RNA from Mastomys coucha (southern multimammate mouse), 8647 nucleotides. RefSeq names its product ring finger protein 152 (gene Rnf152). The transcript is spliced from 3 exons. Gene Ontology annotation, biological process: apoptotic process; protein polyubiquitination; negative regulation of TORC1 signaling. Lineage: Eukaryota; Metazoa; Chordata; Mammalia; Rodentia; Muridae. The coding region runs from base 762 to 1376 and encodes 204 amino acids. Gene Ontology annotation, molecular function: ubiquitin protein ligase activity. The record is from RefSeq and is a predicted model, not a curated record. Gene Ontology annotation, cellular component: lysosome; lysosomal membrane.